This is a messenger RNA of Neoarius graeffei (lesser salmon catfish), 1536 nucleotides long. RefSeq names its product chemokine (C-C motif) ligand 25a (gene ccl25a). Gene Ontology annotation, biological process: cellular response to interleukin-1; cellular response to type II interferon; immune response. The transcript has 5 exons. The record is from RefSeq and is a predicted model, not a curated record. Gene Ontology annotation, molecular function: chemokine activity; CCR chemokine receptor binding. Lineage: Eukaryota; Metazoa; Chordata; Actinopteri; Siluriformes; Ariidae. Gene Ontology annotation, cellular component: extracellular region. The coding region runs from base 128 to 448 and encodes 106 amino acids.
ACACUUGUCUCAGGUGUCACCAAGAAGCUCUUUAUAAACGAGCAUAAUUUGAAGAAGUGAGCAGACUCCUGGAGAGCCAUAAUCUGUUAAGUCCCGACGCUGACUCAGACAGACAUCACCUUGAGCCAUGCGAUUCAGCCUGCUUUUUUUCCUUGUGUUCCUCAGCGUCCUUUAUCUCAGCCUGGCACAAGGCUUGUAUGAGGACUGCUGCCUAUCGUAUGUAAAGGAGGUUAAAGUGGCCACCAAGAGAAGAGUGGUUAGUUACAGAAGACAGGAGCAGGAUGGAGGAUGUAAUCUUUCUGCAGUAGUGUUCAAGCUGAAGCGAGGUCAGCUGUUUUGUGCUAGACCAGGAGACAAAUGGGUGCAAGACCUCGUGAAACACAUUGACAAAAAAAUUCAGAAGUGGAAAUCAAUUUCAGCAAAAAGACGCUAUAAACAGGCUAAAUAGUGACAGCGAGAACCUAAAAGCUCGAAGAUUUCUGUGUCCAGUUUGUGAUGGUUCCACCUACUGUCUUAGAUGAGCUUUGGUGUGCUGCCUACCCUACAUCCAUUUCAGCCAGGACGCAGUAGUCUUUUCAGUACUUCCUGUACAUUGCUGCUAUUACCACCCUGUACUAUACUAUACUAUACUAUACUAUACUAUACUAUACUAUAUACUUAUCUUCUGUAAUGUUUUUUAUGGCUCAGUGCACAGGUCCAGCCAUGCAUGUGUGAGCAAGAAGGAUAUGCGACCUAGUUACUGAAUGAUUAAAAAGCAUCUAUAAGUGCUAUUUUUUUUUAAUGGCUGAUGCUUUCACAACUGUUAUAAUCCGCACUAUAUUAGAAAGGUGGGUGGAAAAGUUUUGCAAAUAUUCUAACCAAAUAUUCUGCCAUAUCGUUAUGAGAUUAUAGCAUGUGUCUCGCUUAAAGUAACUGCUGAACUUGUGUGCAUAUUGAGUAUUGUGUGAUUAUGUAUAUAAGCGGUAUACUUUUACUCAUUCCCUACAGUUUAAUGACUUUCCUUCGAUCAGCUAUGUAAUAUUUCGCAAUUUGUUUCAUUUUCAAGGAUUAUCGAUGAGAACUGUGUACUUCAAGGUAAUAAAGUAAAAAGGAAAUGACUUUGGACUAUUAGUUUAACGUUCCGAGUUUCUGAAAAUAUCACUGUCACCUUUAUUACUUUUGCUACUUUCACUCUGAACAAUGCACCUUUUGAAAACGUUUUUUAUUGCAACAAUAACGUUGUAAAUGUUUGACCUUUGCUGAUCCUUUCUGCCAUGUUCUCUUCUGCUGCUCUUCUGAUAAAGUAUAUUAUUGCUACUAAAUAAUUAUCAUAUUACUCUCAGCGUGUGAGUACUUUUUGAUGAUAUUUGUCAUGUGUUGUUGAAGAAAUAUAUCUUAGACUCUUAAUGUCAGCCCUUUAUCGGCCAUUUUAUGUGGAAUUCCUGAAAGACGUAAACAUCCCCUCUAUGUAUGUAAUAUAUUGCACUGUGCUAUAUCAGCUCAUUACUGAAAAUGUGAUAUUGAAAAUGAUGAUUAAAUAAAUAGCUAAAUGGACAA